Molecule: messenger RNA, 597 nt
Organism: Haliotis rufescens (red abalone)
Lineage: Eukaryota; Metazoa; Mollusca; Gastropoda; Lepetellida; Haliotidae
Exons: 2
Coding region: 55-597 (180 amino acids)
Molecular function (GO): protein binding
Source: RefSeq, a predicted model, not a curated record
GUUCCUUAUAAAGAGGGAUCGUGCGGCUUGUCGUCACAAUACGGCAUCAUAAGGAUGGGUGCGGUGGAAAUGAGUUUCUUGUUCGCCUUUGCGUUGGUGUCUGGGCUUGUCAAUGCAUCGGAACUUGAUGUUCUUAAAGCACACCUUCUGGUGAUGGAAAAACAGCUUCAGUCUUUCAAUGCGAGUCUUCAGAAAUCCAAGACCUGCUGCCACAAGAGUAGAUCGGACGUAGCCUUUGAGGUAUUUUCCACGCCAGAUGUUACUCUGUACGGUAAUCAAGUCUACAAGUUUGAUGCCCUCACUCUCAACAAUGGAAAUGGGUAUCACGCAGCAAGCGGCAUAUUUGAAGCUCCUGUGUCAGGCACCUACCUGUUCUGGGCAAGCAUUCUUCCUAAGACGUCGAUUCAUGUGGAUCUGUACAAGGAAGGGAGGAUAUUAGCAACUGGUCUCGCACAACACCCAGGGAUGGCUAGUUUCACUUAUAUGACAGCAGUAAAGAAAGGAGAGAAACUUUGGUUUCAGAACCGUAUAUUCACCAAAAGGAUCUGGGGUUACCACCACUCAAGCUACGGAGGAGCACUGAUUCAUGAGCGCUGA